Molecule: messenger RNA, 1640 nt
Organism: Didymella exigua CBS 183.55
Lineage: Eukaryota; Fungi; Ascomycota; Dothideomycetes; Pleosporales; Didymellaceae
Exons: 2
Coding region: 202-1545 (447 amino acids)
Molecular function (GO): protein binding
Source: RefSeq, a predicted model, not a curated record
GUAUCGUGCAGUCUCGACCGUGCCAGGUGAGGCAACCGCGCUAACCCAGGCUCCCGCUCCUUCCAAACAACUUCGUUGCUUAGAUGUCUCUCCUCCACCAACAACACUCUGCAAUUGUCGCAGAGAAUAAACCUUGUACAAGGAGCCUAUCUAGAGGUUGAAGUGUAAUCUACAUUUUGCCACUUUUAAGCUACAACAGCAAUGGUGACCACGUUCUCGUCGCUUCCUGUCGAGAUUCAGCGCCAAUGUCUCAACUACCUUGACACCGCCGCCUUGAAAUCGACACGGUUCGUCUCCAGAGCUCUCAGCGACAUCGCCGCAGAAGCUUUGUUUGGUGUGGCCACCCUUCGCUUCACGGUGCAGAGUGCGAACAGGUUCAGCGGCUUGUUGCAGCACCAUGUGUUCCGCCGUUACAUCCGUCAGAUCAAUCUUGAGACUCAAUGGGAAGAUAACAAGAACCCCGACGAUGGGUGCUAUGUUCACCCGCCGCCGGGAUGGUGGAGAGAAAGAGCUGCUGAAUGGACUUCUGCCCGCCCGCCGAACCUACACACGCUGGUGCUAGACACCGCCUAUGCAUGCGUCAACAAUCAUUGUUCGGCUCUCGGCUUGGCUUUUAACGAGUUUCUCUCCCGUGGAGCGAUGGACUCUCUGACGGUCAAGCACCUCCAAGACGACUGUCAAGUCGAGCGGCCAAAGCUCGCCCACUCUUCCACUAAGCUUCACAAGCUACAUCUCCUGAUCACUACAUGGAGCAACGACGCCUCCACGGACUUGGAUAUCGAGAUCCGUCACCGCCAUGCUCUGUUCAACAUGUACUUGAGUGCAACGUGGCUGGAGCCGUUGCAGUCCCAACUCACACACCUAACGCUUCACUGCAACACCUACUGGGGCAUCUAUCCACGGUGGCAACCAAACAAUCUGCACUUUCCGAAUCUCAAGUCUCUAGCGUUCGGCAAAUGGACCAUUGCCCAUGACUGGCAGAUUGACUUCAUCACCUCGCACGGCCCAACGCUGGAGCAACUGGUCUUCACCCGCUGUCCCAUCAUGCAUGCAUCGCGCUUGACGCGACGUCAGGUGCACAACCUAUGGUCAGAACGGCUCCCAGGCACAUCGCGCAGCGGGCCACCGACAACGAACCACUUCUCCGACUUGCGAUGGCACGCAGUCCUCCGACAGCUCGCGAGCGCCUUACCGAAGCUGAAGCACUUCUCCAUGGGUCGCGGUCCAAUUGACCGAGUUGAUUUCUACAAGCGUGCACACUGUGCCGACACAGGCUUCGCGGAUCGCUACAGCCAGCCUCCUACCAUUGACUGGUCGCGCUACGUGAUAUUUGACAGCGGCGACGGACCUUCGGAAUGGCGAGAGGCUGAUGCUGAGCGUGGGGGACGCUAUGCGAUCGCUGAAUGGGAAGACUCGCGUUGGCCUGAGCGUGAGAAUGACGCCGAUGUGAAGAGGAGGGUACGGUUUCCAGACUGUUUGCAGGACGAUCAAGAUGCUUUGGAGGAGCUGCUCAGAACGCUCAGAGCGAGGUGGUGGAAUGUUUAGAAAGAGGUGGUGGAAUGUUUAGAAAGAGGUGGUGGAAUGCUUAGAAAGAGGUGGUAGAAUACUUAGAAAGAGGUGAUAGAAUGCUUAGAAAGAGG